Molecule: messenger RNA, 694 nt
Organism: Hyaena hyaena (striped hyena)
Lineage: Eukaryota; Metazoa; Chordata; Mammalia; Carnivora; Hyaenidae
Gene: RNASE11
Product: ribonuclease A family member 11 (inactive)
Molecular function (GO): nucleic acid binding
Source: RefSeq, a predicted model, not a curated record
ACCCUAGGUCUGAGAUGGAGACCUUCUCUCUGCUGCUCCUCGGUUUGGGGGUGAUUCUUGCAGGAACUCCAGAAAGCAUAAUGGAGAUACUUAACGAAGAAUUUUCAGGGGCAGAGAUGCAGUAUGAUGUGGCAAACAGUGACCAAGAAAAACAGACUAGUGAAGUAUUAACGAACUUGACUCUGUUAUACAAAAAUACCAGCAAGGAUAUUCUGUCUUCCUUAUUAUUGACAUUCAGAAGAUUACAUUAUAGCUUCCCCAGAGGAAAUGGUCCGGGUAACGGCAAAGAGUACUGCAAUGAUGUGGUGGUCUGGAGAAAAGUUUCUGAGUCACGCAGUUUGAGCAAUAACUUCAUCUGUGGCUUGAUGGAAGUGAUGCACGGGGUCCCUGAGGCCUCCAGCUGCAAGGGUGGACAGAAUCUUGGCACCAGCUGUUCUAGAAGCCCACAUCUGGAGACCACUGUGUGCCAGCUUACUACGGGCAAAUAAUUCCCCGGAUACCAACACAACAGUGGUGACUCGUUAAAGAAAACAUUGGCAGUGCUGACAGGUCAUUCUCUGAUGAGCUGGUUGGUUAGUGGCUCUAAGCUGUAAAUCCCACAGGGCUUUGAGACUGGAGUCUCGCUAAAGAAAGACAUCCUUAUUCUCAUUAUUGUUUAUUUCCUUCUAGUAUCCAUACCUACCUUUUCAGCAAU